CCACGCACUUCAGUUUCUCCAUUUCAGGCUUGUUUACAUUUUUCCAGCCCAGAAAUUAGCCCCGCCCAUGCUCAAACAGAAGAGAAGAGCUAAGCCCUGCCCCUCUUUUCCUUAAACAGCUGCUCAUGUGGUAUAUAGUGUAUUAACAGAGGAGGCGGGGUCAUUUCGGGGAAAGAUGAGUGUUUUGUCAGAGGGCAGCAGUUGGCUAUAAACAUCGCAGACUGCCCCUUUAAGCUUAUGUCUAUCCAUCCAGUCAUGCAAAAAAUAAUUUGCUUUCAUUGAGAGGAAGGUGGGUCUGACCCUCCAUGUGCUUCUCUGGUUACUUACAAGAGGAGCGUUUAAAAAGUGACGGCCCAUCGUGCGGUAUUUAUAGCUCAUCUAGCAGGGGGUACAGAUCUUCCCACGGGGAAUUCUUGUAUGAGCACGGUCACUUUCCUAAUAUAUCCGUCCCUCGACCCCGGCACUGCAGCGACACAGCUAACACGCCGUUCAGAGUUUUACUGAGUUAAGGAGUUUUUUUGUAUUCAUGACCGACACCAUGAUGCGGAGUACGAUCCCUGUAGAUACAGAGAUCGACCUCGGGGACUACGGGGACAGCGAGGACAGCGAGGACAGCGAGGGACAGCAGCCAUGGAAGACGCAGCUGGAGACGGUCAUGGAGGAAGAAGAAGAAGAGGAGGAGGAAGAGGAGGAUAUGGUUUCGACACAGAGUGACACAAGGCCUUUGAUCAAUGAAAGAGAUCCACGACAGAUGAACGAAUGCCUGAAGGUGAGUUUCGAGGACGUGAUAGCCGAGCCGCUCUCAGUGCGCACCGGAGACCGGGUGUGGUUCUGGAGCAACGCGCUGUUCGAGGUGUCCCGGGUUUGGUUCUAUCGCAUCGUCACCGCGGUGCUCGCCAUCCCGUUCUCCAUCAUCGCUGGAGUUCUCUUCGCGUUCCUCACCUGCCUUCACAUCUGGCUUCUCACUCCGUGCGUAAAGGUAAUCUUCAUGAACACCAGCUGGCUGGAGAGGUUAUGGAGAAGCCUAUUGGACAUUUUCAUCCUCCCUGUCUACCGCAGCGUCUCCAAGUCCUGCAUGAGCAUUAGCAUGCGACUGACGAGCGAAUGAAAAACUCACUCCUGGACCAUCUGUAUCGUAAAAGGAGCUUUCAGAGCAGAGACAUGAUCACCAGAUGUAGAGUGGUAGUGACAGGACUCUAUGGAUUCUCUUGGAUUCUUCUUCUUCUUCUUCUUCUUUUUACAAGGAAUGACCAGAUAGG
Ictalurus furcatus (blue catfish) is the source of this 1259-nucleotide messenger RNA. RefSeq names its product caveolin 4a (gene cav4a). The coding region runs from base 527 to 1108 and encodes 193 amino acids. The transcript has 3 exons. Gene Ontology annotation, molecular function: molecular adaptor activity. Lineage: Eukaryota; Metazoa; Chordata; Actinopteri; Siluriformes; Ictaluridae. Gene Ontology annotation, biological process: caveola assembly. Gene Ontology annotation, cellular component: caveola. The record is from RefSeq and is a predicted model, not a curated record.